Messenger RNA from Perkinsus marinus ATCC 50983, 597 nucleotides. RefSeq names its product terbinafine resistance locus protein YIP1, putative. Lineage: Eukaryota; Perkinsozoa; Perkinsida; Perkinsidae. The record is from RefSeq and is a predicted model, not a curated record. Gene Ontology annotation, cellular component: trans-Golgi network; membrane. Bases 1 to 597 code for a protein of 198 amino acids. Gene Ontology annotation, biological process: endoplasmic reticulum to Golgi vesicle-mediated transport. The transcript has 7 exons.
AUGAGUAGAGAUCUCGAGAGAGGAUCCCCGACUGGCACGAUGGAGCAGGGAGGAGCCUCUGUCUCAACACUGGACGAGCCUAUACGGGUUACUAUCAUGCGGGACGUCACUGCUGUGGGCCAGAAGUUGAAGUACGUGAUGCUCCCACGAGCACGAGUAGAGGGUGGUGCCGGCCUUCGCAACUGGGAUCUAUGGGGUCCCUUGAUGCUGUGCAUGGCCCUAUCAGUGAUACUAGCAUUACAAGCACCAGACACGCAGAAGGGGUAUGUGUUCUCUAUGAUAUUCGUCAUAGUGUGGCUAGGCUCGGCAGUGGUUACUGUCAACGGCGUCCUCAUCAAAGGAAAGAUUUCGUUCUUCCAGUCCGUCUGUGUACUGGGCUAUUGCGUCUUCCCUCUGGUUUUAUCAGCAAUAGUUUGCUACUUCGUUAAGGACUACCAGAUAGUGAAAUUGCUCGUGGUACUAGCUGGAUUCGUCUGGUCUACCGGAGCCUCAGUGGGAUUCAUGUCGGAGCUGGUUCCAGCGGAUCGUCGGGCUCUAGGAGUAUUCCCAGUGUGGCUAUUUUAUGCAACCAUCGCCUGGAUAAUUCUCCUCAUCUAA